AUGGUGAGAGAGGGCCUCCGCCUUGUCGGUGCUGGCGCCGCUCUGGCAACAGCAGUCUUGCUUGCUGUUGUGCUUGCUGGAAGUGGCGGUUGGCCGGUUCCUCUGCCUAAAUGGUUGGGGAGUACUAGUUCCCCUGCAGCCUUUGCAUCAACCACCAAAGACCACGCCAGCGGAGGAGGCGAGGGAUGGGAAUGGCGAGAGGUGUGGUUCGGCAACGGUGCCAGCGUGGCUUUCGCCAUCCGCCCUGGGCACGGCCCUCCUGUCCUCCUUCUGCACGGGCGUCCAGGAGGGGCAGAGCAGGGGCGUGUGUUUGCGGACGAGCUGUUCCCGCCCGUGCGGAAGCGGCUUGUGGAGCAGCCGCCGCCAUCGCCGCUGGUGUUGCCGGAGGGCAAACUGCCGCCCUACACCUUCAUCGCCGUGAGUCGCCCCGCCUCCGCACUCCACAAUGACGACCGUUCCCUCACGCCGGAGGAGCAGGAGGCCGAUCUCUACUCGCUUCUUCUCGACGAGCUGGACAUCUCCAGAGUCGCGGUGAUGUCUUUGCCCGGGGCGCAUUCCGCUGCAUCCGCUUUUGCGGAGAGGCACGGGGACAAGUGCUGGGCGGUGGUGCAGGUGGCCGCAGAUGCCCGCGGAUUCGACAACUGCCUGACCUCCUCCCUCGACGCCCUAUGCGCCUGGACCCCGCCCUUCCUCCGGCAACUCGUCGCCCGCUCCACCGCCUUCGUCGUUUCUCACCUCGCCCAGUACGACCGGGUGGCGGAACUCUUGCCCUGUCUGUCGGUCACCGGAAGCGACCGCGCCACACGGCUUCUGCAAGCGCGGCUGGUGGGCACGACAGUGCCAUGUGCCAGCAGUCCCCUCUCCACACCCACGCAUGCCUCUGCCGCCACAGUGUCCGCCUCGGGCGCAGCCAUCCCCUGGUUGCAGGUGGUGGGCUCGGGCGAGACCGAAGGGGACCCGGCACGCACCGGCACGCUGACCGAGAAGAGCUACCGGGUGGUGGCUACAGUGCCGGGGCUCGUCGGUGGAAGGCUGGCCUUCGCCCCACGCCAGCUGGGUCCUUUGCUGGAGCAGUUUUUGGAGAAGGCCACCCAGUUCCUGGUCUGGUGA
This is a messenger RNA of Acanthamoeba castellanii str. Neff, 1110 nucleotides long. RefSeq lists its product as uncharacterized. NCBI's taxonomy places the organism in Eukaryota, Discosea, Longamoebia, Acanthamoebidae. The record is from RefSeq and is a predicted model, not a curated record. The transcript has 6 exons. The coding region runs from base 1 to 1110 and encodes 369 amino acids.